Messenger RNA from Brassica oleracea var. oleracea, 4545 nucleotides. RefSeq names its product FHA domain-containing protein PS1-like. Bases 159 to 4358 code for a protein of 1399 amino acids. The transcript is spliced from 7 exons. Lineage: Eukaryota; Viridiplantae; Streptophyta; Magnoliopsida; Brassicales; Brassicaceae. Gene Ontology annotation, molecular function: protein binding. The record is from RefSeq and is a predicted model, not a curated record. Gene Ontology annotation, cellular component: nuclear membrane.
UCAACGGCUAACCCUCAUUUUCAAAAUGAAAACUCGUACAAAUCGCCAAGAGAGUACGAGAUCUGAAAAAACACUAUUGAUUCUGCUCGCUUAAUCUUCUCCACUCAUCAUCUCCUUCGUUUCGAAACCCUAAAUUCGACAAUCUCUCCCUCUCGUCCAUGAAGGAGGUCGAAGAAGAGGAGGCGAUGGAGAACCAACGAGCCCCGGAGAAGACGAUCCCCGUCUUCACUGUGCUAAAAAACGGCGCGAUUCUCAAAAACGUAUUCGUCGUCAACAACAGUAGUCCCGAUUUCUCUUCGCCGGAGGCAGAGGAGAUUCUGCUCGUCGGCCGGCAUCCAGACUGCGACAUUCUCCUAACGCAUCCUAGCAUCAGCAGAUUCCACUUGCAGAUCCGCUCUCUCCCCUCUCGUCAGAAGCUCUUCGUCACGGAUCUCUCCUCUGUGCAUGGGACAUGGGUUGCGGAUCAGAAAGUUGAGCCAGAUGCUUGUGUUGAGGUGAAGGAAGGUGAUGUUAUUAGGAUUGGGGGUUCGACUAGGAUCUAUAGGCUGCAUUGGAUUCCACUGAGCCGUGCGUAUGAUUCCGAUAAUCCAUUUGUUCCACCAUCUACACCGAUGGAACAAGAUGAAGAGCCUGAAGCAGAAAAUCUAGUGGUUGCACGUCAGUCAGGUGAUGAUGGAGAUGGACAUUUGGAUGUGACAUCUGAAGGAAGUGGUUCAUCAGUAGUCCCUAGUGAGGAUGAUGAGGAUACAACAAGGGAAGUUUUGUUGCCAGUUGCACCUCCAAGCGUUUCGUCAAUACCUAGAGAUUCUGUCAAUACAGAAAAGCUACAAUCCAGUGAAGAUUUGCAGACUUCAUCAAGGUGGGAGUUGGAUGUUGAAGAAGCCGCAGCAGAAAUGCCAAUUAGCAGCUGCGCCUCAAGUAAGCCGCAGAGUGGUAGCUGCCCGGAGGCCUUAGCUUGUUAUGAACAUGAAGUUCCUGCAGAGGCUGAUGAAUGGGAUGUCAGAGGAGACGGUUGUCUGCUUCUGGAUGUGAUGCCAGAGAUGAUAGAGUCUUCAGUCCUUAAUAGGGAGGAUGAUCCAUAUCUAGCUGCAAAGGAGACUUCAUCGCUUCAACUCCAACGAGAUUCCACUGAGACAGAAGAUCUACAGCUCACAGAUGUUGUCCAGGCUUCACCAAAAUUGACCGUAAUUAUUAUGGAAGCCAACACAGAAAAUUCAAGUAGCUGCAGCUCCCUAAGAAAGGCACAGAUUGAUGGUGUCUUUGAAGACUCAGAUUGUGCUUCUUUUGAAUUGGCUGCAGAGGUUGAGACUUUGAGCCUUUGUCAAGAAGUCUGUGGAGAAAAUCAAAUGGUUGCAUUUCAGUCACUAGCGGAUUCAGGUGAUGAUGGAGAUGGACAUUUAGAUGUGACGUCUGAAGGAAGUGGUUCAUCAGUCCCUAGUGAGGAUGAUGAGGAUACAACAAGGGAAGUUUUGUUGCCAGUUGCACCUCCAAGGGUUUCGUCACUACCUAAAGAUUCUGCCAAUACAGAAAAGCUACAAUCCAAUGAAGAUUUGCAGACUUCAUCAAAGUUAGAGUUGGAUGUUGAAGAAGCCGCAGUAGAAAUGCCAAUUACCAGCUGUGGCUCAAGUAAGCCGCAGAGUGAUAGCUACCCGGAGGCCUUAGCUUGUUAUGAACCUGAAGUUCCUGAAGAGGCUGAUGAAUGGGAUGCCAGAGGAAACGGUGGUCUGCUUCUGGAUGUGAUGCCAGAGAUGAUAGAGUCUUUAGUCCCUUAUGGGGAGGAUGAUCCAUAUCUAGCUGCAAAGGAGACUUCAUCGCUUCAACUCCAACGAGAUUCCACUGAGACAGAAGAUCUACAGCUCACAUAUGUUGUCCAGGCUUCACCAGAAUUGACCGUAAUUAUUAUGGAAGCCAACACAGAAAAUUCAAGUAUCUGCAGCUCCCUAAGAAAGGCUCAGUCUGAUGGUGUCUUUGAAGACUCAGGUUGUGCUCCUUUUGAAUUGGCUGCAGAGGCUAAGACUUUGAGCCUUUGUCAAGAAGUCUGUGGAGAAAAUGAGUGUGACACCAAGCAAGUAAUGGAAAUAUAUGCUGAACCACUAACUGAGGCUGAAAAUCAGAUUCACAUAGACAAUGGAGAAAUUGAUGUAUCUCCCAGUUCCUCUUCUCAAUCUGACCGACUGAUAGAAAUUUUAACUGAAAAUGGCAUAAGCGAUGAUGCACUUUCUCAGAUGAAUAGCUCUAGGAGCGGUAAAUCUGCUUCUGUUCCAUUACUUGAAGCCCCGGGUUGUUCUGCAUUUGAACUGGCUGCAGAGGUUGAGAUUAUGAGCCCUCGUCAAGAAGUCAGCGAAGAAAUAUGUUUUGUGACAGAGAAAAUACAGGAAGCAUCUGCAGAACCACUAACUAAAGUUGACAUUCAGAGCCACGAAGAGGAUGGAGUUACCGAGGUCUUUAGGCCAGUUAUUGAAGUAUCCUCCUCUCCUCAAAUUCAGCCAAAGUUAAUAGGAGAUGCCCGAGGCCACUUAGACUCUGAAGUAGCCAUAGAGGCCGAUAGUCAGAACCUACAUACAAAAAGCAACAGAGAACUCAGGAUCAGUUCAAGCGAAGUCAGUAUAGUAUCUGAUUGUUUGUUCGCUGGCAAGACAGUAGAUAUCCGAAGUCUAUGGUCGAGUAGGCAGCUACUUCCCGAGAGUGAACUUGGGGAUCCAUCUGAGAUCUUGAGUGAAGUGAACCUUGCAGGAGAUCAGAAAAAAAUAUCAGCAAUAAGCAGAGAGACUGAACAAAUGUUUGAUGAUGGGAGAAUCUCGUGCCAUUCGGAGGAACAAAGACAGAGUGGUACACAACGUUUCUCGUUGACACCAAAUCAGGAAUCCAAAACAGAAAUGUCAUUUGGCUCUGGGAGAUCUGAAGAAUCUUACAGCCUAAGCGAAAUAGAGGGAAAAGGAUAUACUGAUAAGGAGGAUACAAAACCGACUCAAAAACUGCCUUCUGAUUAUACUGGAAGUCAAGAAAACCAGAGUCCCCAAACACUCGCUGUUAGAUAUGAUGUACUGUCUGAGAUGGAUAGCUCAAGAAGCUCCUCGAGAAGAUUGAGCACAAACAAUAUUUGGUCUAGGAGGGGGAAAGCUGCUUCUGUUCUACAGGUCCGGACCAACAAGAGUGAAGGAAAGCAAAAACAGAUUGGGAAACCAAAAGCCCAGUUGCAGAGAAAACAUGCUCUAAGUGAUAAGCCUAGUUAUCUGAAACUAGAACCAGAGAUCUUUACUCCUGACAAGGAGAACCUGACCCCAAACUCUCAUAUGCUAAAACGCUUGCGAGAAGUUGGUGAGAUUAAAGAUACUAAAGGUUCCUCCUCUAAGGCAAUGCGUAAACAAUUCUUUGAUAAUCAAGUGGAACAAAACGUGAUGGUCGAACAGAAACAAGAUGUUCACUGCAUGAGUAGCAACUCAAAGGUAGCGCAUGAGCCUGUGGCACAAAAGAAGAAAGCUGAACGAGCACCUUUUCAACAUCUGCUUGACAAAUCUUGGUCCCAGAGCCAAUCAUACACCGAGGCUUCUUCUACUGCAGCAGCACGAAACAACAUUUCUUGGGGGCUUCGUUCGUCUUCGAACCUUUCUGAUGGUAAGAAGAAGAUGAAAUGGACCAUUGUGUUGGACACUUCUUCCCUCCUCAACAAGGAAUCUAGGAAACCAUUGCACCUACUCCAAGGUCUCAAGGGGACACAUAUGGUCGUACCAAGAACAGUGUUAAGGGAACUAAAUGAGAUGAAGCGCGGUCGCUGUCUUCUGUUUAGUAGAACAGCAGAGAUGGCUUCCUCAGCUCUGGACUGGAUCCAAGAGUGUAAAGUUAGUACCAAAUGGUGGAUUCAAGUCCAAAGCCCAUCAGAGGAAACUAAAGCAACUGCACCAACACCACCAGUCACUUCUCAGUCAAAUGGAUAUUCAUUUCCGUUUUCACUUGACUGGAAUAGUUAUGCACCGGAGAUCGAUUCUCCCACAUCAGAAGAUCAAGUUCUCGAAUGUGCACUUAUUCACAGAAACCGUAACAGAGAUGUACAACUCGUUCUUCUUAGCAACGAUGUAACUCUCAAGAUCAAAGCCAUGGCAGAGGGUGUAAUGUGCGAGACGGCACAUGAGUUCUACGAGAGUCUGAAGAAUCCGUACUCGGAGAGGUUUAUGUGGCCAGAGAGUUUGCCGAGAGGAAGGACUUGGAGUCAUGAAGACGAUACUGUGUUGAGAGAAAGGUACGACAACCGAAAGCUAACAACGUUCAAUGGAGGAAGAAGAGGAGAGAUUGAUGCAACAGCAGCAAAAGGCUUGAAGCUCAUACUGCUCUAUAAUUCUCAGUAUGGCCACAUUCAUUGAUGCAUCUCUUUUUUUCGUUCUCAAAUUUCAUGUAAGCUAAAUCACUUCAACUCGCUCACACAUGGGAUUUUUUUAGGAUAAUGACAUUUUCAUAUCAUCAUGACAUUUUGUUGUUGGAAUUACAUUUGUCUUCCAGCUAUAGCGAUCGUCAUACCUAAGAAAAUUUGAAUAUUGGAGUAAUCGUUAA